CACCAACAGCUGAUGCGGCCACCUCCAACGUCCCUCGCACCGGCUGCUUUACUCGAGGCUGCGGAGGAGGUGGCCAUCGUGGCCGCCCUCACGCACGUCAUUGCCAAUGGCCGUGGUGCGACGCUGACGCUGACGCCAAAGCCGCCCCCGCCGUCGCUGGUUGUGCCGCCGUGUCCGUGGACGGCGAUGGGAUGCCAGCGUGGGUACGUUGGAGGGGCGGCGUGUCACGGCGAGCCCUCGGCGUCGGCGCAUAUUGUUUCGGUGCAAGAUCGCACUGCGUGUGCGCAGUGCUUGAUGCCGUCGCCAACGCAAGCUCCAAUUGCAUCGACGUGCUCGCAAGGAACAGAGCAGACAGUUGCGGUGGUGAGGCGUUGCUACCGCGGGGUGAGGCGUCGGCCGUCGGGCAAGUGGGCGGCGGAGAUCCGGGACCCCAAGAAGGCGGCGCGCAUCUGGCUCGGCACGUUCGCCACGGCCGAGGAUGCGGCGCGCGCCUACGACGCCGUGGCGCUCCGCCUCCGCGGGAGCCGCGCCAAGCUCAACUUCCCGGAGGACGCGUCGUCUCUCCGCCGCCCCCCUGCCCCCGUGGGCUCUCGGAAGCCCGGUUCCGGCUGGGAUCGCACCACAGACCGCUCGCCGUGUCCGGAGAUGGUGCACUGUGGUGGCGCAAUGGAUGGGCUCGUGGGCGGUGGGAAUGGGCGCUUCUUGGGUUCUUGGAGCAUCGGACCAGAGCCGCCGUCGCGGGCGUGUUGGUCUGCUCCCGUCGUUGCUCCUCUGCUUUGUGGGAACCAUGGAAUAGGGAGCAGUGGAACAGAAGACCCGGGGAAUGGUUGCGAGAAAAGCAAGAGCUAGCGCGCGGUCUAGCUGUGGCUGUGGGAACGGCAUAGCAUUUUCUUUCUGCCUUUUCUGUUUUCUCCCUUUGAGACGGCGUAGCAACUGUUGAUUUUUGUUGAUUACUUUUGUUUUUUACUUUGUGUUUGUACAUAUGUAUAUAUACUACUACUACAACAUUUUCCUUUUCUA
Messenger RNA from Phragmites australis (common reed), 1020 nucleotides. RefSeq names its product ethylene-responsive transcription factor ERF110-like. The record is from RefSeq and is a predicted model, not a curated record. Gene Ontology annotation, molecular function: DNA binding; DNA-binding transcription factor activity. The coding region runs from base 13 to 849 and encodes 278 amino acids. The transcript is spliced from 2 exons. Gene Ontology annotation, biological process: regulation of DNA-templated transcription; ethylene-activated signaling pathway. NCBI's taxonomy places the organism in Eukaryota, Viridiplantae, Streptophyta, Magnoliopsida, Poales, Poaceae.